Molecule: messenger RNA, 243 nt
Organism: Neurospora tetraspora
Lineage: Eukaryota; Fungi; Ascomycota; Sordariomycetes; Sordariales; Sordariaceae
Product: At2g23090 like protein
Exons: 4
Coding region: 1-243 (80 amino acids)
Source: RefSeq, a predicted model, not a curated record
AUGGGUGGCGGUAACGGAGCCAAGGCUGCGCAAAAGCGCGAGCGCAAUUUGAAGAACGCUGCUGGUGGUCCUAAGUCGCAGCUCAAGACCAACGCUGCUGCCAUGAACAUCAUUUGCCAGACCUGCAGGGCCACCUUCUUGUCGACCUCGCGCGCGAAGGCUCUCGAUGAGCACGCUCAGAACAAGCACAGCAAGACGCUGGCGGACUGCUUCCCCGGCUUCGUCGAGCAGCCCAAGAAAUAA